Molecule: messenger RNA, 933 nt
Organism: Neogale vison (American mink)
Lineage: Eukaryota; Metazoa; Chordata; Mammalia; Carnivora; Mustelidae
Gene: UBE2U
Product: ubiquitin conjugating enzyme E2 U
Exons: 8
Coding region: 250-933 (227 amino acids)
Source: RefSeq, a predicted model, not a curated record
GCUGCUCCAAGUGUCCGUUUUCCUUCUGGAAGUCUCAGCUGGGAGGAGUCAGAGGAGGAAAGAAAGUCUCUGUUGUAAGUCCAACUUAGAGCCGUUUACCUUGGGAGGACAGCGUUCUGGGGCUCUAGAAAACAAGUAGAUGAGGUGAGUUUGCUCACCUAACUCGGAGUGGAAGAGAGACCUAUAAACUCAGACAUCUGUCCCAGAGUAGACGCUUGGGACAAGUGCCAGACCCUUUGCAGCCUUAUCAUGUACAGCAGAGCUUACUUAUUGCUGGAGAGAGACUUCCAGGAGCUGAAGGAGAACAACUUUAAGGGUAUUACUGCCUUUCCUAUAUGUGAAGAUCUAAUGGAAUGGGGAGCUGAUAUUGAAGGUCUACAGAAUACAUUUUGGCAUGGAUUAUUCUUCCAACUGACAAUAAAUUUUACAUCACAGUACAAUUGUGUGCCUCCAGUUGUGAAAUUCCUAACAAUUCCUUUUCAUCCAAAUGUAGACCAAAAUACUGGUCGGGCCUGUAUAGAUUUUUUGGACGACCCCAAUAAGUGGAAUACAAGCUAUACUUUGAGCAGCAUCUUACUAGCCCUCCAGGUUAUGCUUUCUAAUCCAGAGCUAGAAAAUCCAGUGAAUUUGGAAGCAGCCCAAAUGCUGAUUAAAGAUGAAUCUCUGUAUAAACAAGUAGUUCUAAGACUUUUCAACCAACCAUCACAAUUGAGAGAUAAUGGCCCUGAGUUUCCCAAAGAUCCAGAUAAAAUUAUCAGAUCAAUUAAAGAAAUCUCAUUUAAUGAUUACUACAAGACAUGGUCUACAAUAGCCACAUCAAAAGCCACAGAACACUAUAGAAGUUCAUUGCUUGAAGAUCCAGAUUUUAUUGUAGAGUAUUAUAAAUGGAAGAAAGCUGAAUUAAAACAUCCUAAAGAAUGGAAUUUAAAGUAA